CCUUAUCUUCUUUUACUUCACACAUACACUCUCUUUCUCACUCUUCCCAGCCAGCUCUCCUUUCUCGGUCUGAAGCCUCCGGCGAAACGUCACCGGUGUCCGAAUUCAUCACAAUGGUGGAUAAAGUCUCGGAGUUUAGUCAGGAUCAAGAAGAAAGGUUUUUGUACUAUGUAUCUGUUGCAGAGGAGUUGGCGAAAGAGUUGAGUUCUUCAAAUGGGAAAUUGAAAUCACUUAUCGAUGACUUGAGAAAUGAAGUGGAUUCUAUCAGGACUUUCAGGAAUGAACAUUCUACGGAAUACCAGAAGCUUCUGAUGGAAGAGGAGCAGAUGGCAGAAGAAUUGAAGCUGUGUCUGGAAAUUGGAAAGGACAGGUUCCAAUCACAAGCUUAUGAACCAACUUUUGUUGGGUCAAUCAAAGAAGUGCAUUGUACCGACUUUCAGAGGUCCUCCUUUGAUGAAAAAUGCAUAGAGUCCAUUAAGCUUCUGAUGGAUGAGAAGCAGAAGGCAGAGGAGUCUUUGAAAAUUGAAAAGGAGAUGACGCGAUCCCAGGCUAAUGAACUGGCUUCCCUUAGAUCUGCCUUAAAUGAAAAGUGCACCGAGUGGCAGGAGCUUCUAAGGGAAGAGAAGGUGAAGGCAGAGAAGUUAAUGCUACUUUUGGAAAUUGAAAAGGAGAGAACACAGGCUGAUGAACUGGCUUCUAUUAGAUCCAUCUUUGAUGAAAAAUGCGUCGAGUACCAGAAGCUUCUAAUGGAUGAAAGGCAGAAGGUAGAGGAUUCAAUGCGACUAUUGAAAAUUCAAAAGGUGAUAACGCAAUCAGAAGCUAAUCAACUGGCUUUCAGAUCUGCCACAGAUGAAUUUUUUAGGAAAGAAAACCAGGCUUCUAAAAAACUUUUGGAAGUUUUAGAGGCAGAAUUGAAGGAUGUGAAGAACAGAGAACUGUGUACUUGUGGUCAAGUCUCAGGAGCAACAAACAAACGCAAAAGAGAGAAGAACGAGAAAGAGGAGGAAGCUAACAAUGAACAGUAGCAGAGGUGAUUAGGUGGCAUGUCGUGAACUAUGUCCCAAGAGAUUCAGAAUUUUGGUUUGAGUGAACCUAUAUGAUUUUAUUUAGCGUAUCUGAGAACUAUGUUAAAAUCUGAGACUCAUACUCUGAGUGGGUGGUUUUAAUCGAUUAUGUUAUCUGAGGUGUUUAAUACACAGUUUUCGGGGUUUUACAAUGAAAUUGACCACACUAGUGCAUGAUGUAUUUAGUUUGUGUAUUUGAGUCAACCGCACAAAUUCAGUACAAAGUGU
Rosa rugosa (rugosa rose) is the source of this 1292-nucleotide messenger RNA. RefSeq lists its product as uncharacterized. Bases 114 to 1025 code for a protein of 303 amino acids. The record is from RefSeq and is a predicted model, not a curated record. The transcript is spliced from 10 exons. Gene Ontology annotation, biological process: developmental process involved in reproduction. Lineage: Eukaryota; Viridiplantae; Streptophyta; Magnoliopsida; Rosales; Rosaceae.